This is a messenger RNA of Lotus japonicus, 757 nucleotides long. RefSeq lists its product as uncharacterized. The transcript has a single exon. The coding region runs from base 69 to 536 and encodes 155 amino acids. Lineage: Eukaryota; Viridiplantae; Streptophyta; Magnoliopsida; Fabales; Fabaceae. The record is from RefSeq and is a predicted model, not a curated record.
CUAGUGGUAGUAGAAUCAUACUUCACAAAAUCCUUGUCUUUAUUUUAUUGACCGAAAAAUCUCAGAGAAUGAGUCAACUACAAGAUCAUAAUUUAGCAAGAAAGAUAUCCUUCUCAUGGGAGAAGAAACCUGGUGUUUCCAAGGAAACUACUACUAAUCAUGGUGAAGAUUUAAUCCCAAGAAAGCAUGAUUUUUUGCCCAAGUUGCCUCCUCCACCUUGCACGGUAGAAGCAGCAGCUACAGCCAAAAACCUUGUUCAGGAUUUCCAAAUUCCACUUCCUCCUUGUGCUUUUCAACCCCCUUUUUAUAGAACUUCCUCCAAGAAAGGCCUUUGGGUUCAAGAUGAUGAUGAUCCUUUCUUAGCAGCUUACAAAGAGUGCACCAAGAAUCAGAGAAGUGAUACUAAGAUGAACAAAAAGUUGACCAAAGGUGUUACUGAUUCAAAGUCAUGGAAGGGCUUCUCUUUUUUCUCAUGUAAGCGAUCUUCCACUGUUUGUGACAAUAGUUUGGUCAGGAUCAACAUUGAGAAAGUUUGAUAUGUUUUUAAUUUCGAAAGUUAUGUUUUAGCAUGUUUAAGUUGUCAGGCGUUAGGCGCUGGUAGAUGUACAAUUCAAAGCAGUAAGCACAGUGUGAUCCGGAAGCUGCACUAUGCAGCUUCUUUUCAAAAGCUAAGUGAUUGUGAGAUUCUCACCCGCUUACAUGUUUUGUGAAAAAUAAAAGUGAUCAAAUUGAUAAAUAGUUAUUUUUCUUAGAACAA